This is a messenger RNA of Toxotes jaculatrix (banded archerfish), 4975 nucleotides long. RefSeq names its product SH2B adapter protein 2. Gene Ontology annotation, biological process: intracellular signal transduction; antigen receptor-mediated signaling pathway. The record is from RefSeq and is a predicted model, not a curated record. The coding region runs from base 285 to 2375 and encodes 696 amino acids. NCBI's taxonomy places the organism in Eukaryota, Metazoa, Chordata, Actinopteri, Toxotidae. Gene Ontology annotation, molecular function: transmembrane receptor protein tyrosine kinase adaptor activity. Gene Ontology annotation, cellular component: plasma membrane. The transcript is spliced from 9 exons.
AGCAGUGUAGUUUUGUGAUUGUCUCCGGCUUGUCGGUGGUCUGUGGACGGCAGAGCAGAGGGUACAGGAGCACAGUGCGUCGAGCGGAGAGAUGGAGGGAGAGCUGUCCGGCUGUGAGCUCGUAUAAACCGGAGGGGGCAACAUCCGAUGAAGAGGAAAUAAACCAUGUUUGAUCCUGAGAAGUGAAAAUCUUCACAGCAAAGCCAGGCUCGUCUCUGAGGCUCCACCGUCAUGAACCCAGUCCUGUAUUGAGCCUCUCCUCGGUGGGUUGGCAUGGCCCAGUGAUGAACGGAGCGGUGGUGCCCGGUAGCCCGGAGCUCUCCUCCUCGUGCCCACUGCCUGACUGGCGAGAGUUCUGUGAGCUCCAUGCUCGAGCCUCCGCUGCAGACUUCGCUGAUAAGUUCCAGCGCUUCCUGUCGGAGAACCCGUGUUACGAUUCGCCAGGUGCAGAUGCCAGCUUCUCACAACACUUUGCUCAUCAUUUCCUGGAGUGCUUCUCUGCAGCGCUGACCCAGGCCCGGGAGAACCAGGCAUCCUCACCGGGGGAGGACGGUUCCAACGCGGCACCUAAGUACAGCAUUGUUCCUUUCCUGGGAAUCCAGAGCUGCCCACUAUCCUACGGUCACGACCUCUACCAGAGACGCAAGGACGCCGGAGCUUCAAGUGAAUCCUUGGACAGUAUGGACAGCGGAGGGGGAGGGAUAGAUGGGGGAGGCAGUGGCACCACUGCCUCCCGAGGCCCCCAGCCGGCCCACAAGGUAUCUGCUCUGGGACAGUCCCGCAGCUCAGAGGACGUGUCAGUCAAUCACCCAAAGGCUCGCUUCAAGAAGGGCUUCUCCCUGAGGAACAUGAGCCUGUGUGUGGUGGACGGGGUGAAGGAGAUGUGGCAUCGACGGGCUUCCCCUGAGCCUGACGCUCCCUCCGGAGCCAGGAAGGCUAAUGGGGGGGGAGCAGGAGGAGGAGGGGGAGGAGGGGAGGCUGCAGGGGGGGAGAAGUGGUCCCAAAAGCUGCGGCUUCCCAGGGGUUCCCAGGGACACAAGGCUGAGCUGCUGGAAAUCCAGAGGGAGGGAGCGCUGAGGUACAUGGUGGCUGAUGACACAAACUGUAUGGGUGCUGCACAGUGGCAGAAGUGCCGCCUGCUGCUGAGGAAGACGAAGAGGGAGGAAGGAGGGGAAAAGUUUCUGCUGGAGUUCUACGUACCACCCAAGUCCUCAAAGCCCAAAGUGAGCAUCCCUCUGUCAGCAAUCGUGGAGGUGAGGACCACAAUGCCACUGGAGAUGCCUGACAAGGACAACACCUUUGUUCUUAAGGUGGAAAAUGGGGGAGAGUACAUCCUGGAAACCAUCGACUCACUGCAGAAAAACUCUUGGGUUGCUGACAUCCAGGACUGCACAGACCCGGGUGACAGCGGCGAUGACAUCGAGCUGGCGUCAUGUCCUCAUGGUCAGGCCUCCAAGGACUGCUCCAUGGUGGCCUCCUGCAGCUGUGAGCUGCUGUCUGAGGGUGUGUAUCGUGCCCCGGAGAGGUCGUGUCCUACAGCAGCAGAGCAUUACAGCGCCCCUUCAGUCCGUUGCAGGGAACCCCCAUUCACCCAGCACCCAUCUCACAUGCCUUUAGAGCGCUUCCUCCAGUCCCCAGAGGCCCAGGGCUCCAACUCUUCUGCAGGUAGUGAAGGAGCGAAAGACUCAGAUGGCGAUGCCAGCUUGGCGGGUUACCCGUGGUUCCAUGGUACACUGUCUCGCGUGCGUGCAGCCCAGCUGGUGCUUGCAGGCGGAGCCAGGAGCCACGGGCUCUUCGUGAUUCGUCAGAGCGAGACACGGCCAGGCGAGUACGUCCUCACCUUCAACUUCCAGGGCAAAGCCAAGCAUUUGCGCUUGUCGGUGAACGAGAACGGACAGUGUCACGUCCACCACUUGUGGUUCCACACUGUGUCGGACAUGUUGAGACACUUCCACGCUCACCCCAUCCCCCUGGAAUCUGGAGGCUCAGCUGACAUCACAUUGCGCUCCUAUGUACAAGUGCAGCGAAGCUCCACCACAGAUGUGACCGUGCCUCCAGUCCUUACCCCACCUAGGGAUGCAGGCUGCCGGACCGAUUCAGCCCAGUCAGUCCUCCACCCUCCUGGGAUUGCAGCACCUUCAGGACCUCCUUCUGAUGGCCCGCUCUCCUCGAGCACCUCCUCUUCACCCACCGCCCUUCCCUCCCUCUCCCGCAGUGACCCAGGUACCGGAGGAGGUGUAGGAGGUGGGUUACAGAGCCGGAGCAACAGCUCUGAGCGCCUGCUGGAGGCCUCUAGUGGUGCAUCUGAGGACUACCACGACUCUGAUGGGACUCGCAGGGCCCGAGCUGUGGAGAACCAGUACUCUUUCUACUAAACCGCCACGAGCAGGGCUCAGUCAUGUAUUUUCUGGACAGGAUGAGGAGCAGAAAGUUGGAGGUGACAUGGGACGCUCUGCUGAUGAUGAAAACGUUCCAAAUCACUGGAUCUCCCAUUGUUUGUCUUUUGUUUGUUUUCGUUUCAACGCAGUUUCCUGUUUCUCUGAUUUGAGAAAGGAGGUGAGAUCAUGCCAAGCUGUGUAUCCACUCUUAUAAAUCCCUCAGGCUUUGUUUCAAACUCAGUUGUCAAGGAUGUGAGUAAACAGACAUACAGAGGGCUACAGAUAGAAAAGAAGAAGGUGAGAUGGAGCGGGAGAUUAGACCUAGAGGUAGAAUGGUGAAGAUAAGUGCGGGCAGAGAAACAAGAGGAAGUCAUACAGUUAAGUCAUGUGGCUUUGAUUCACCUCUUCCGACCACUUCCUGUUCACCCCUGCCUACAGUUCCCUGGGAGCAGAGCGUGUGUCACCACCCUGCUGAAGGACUGAGAGUUUGAAAUGACCCUGAAGAAACAGUCCCUCCCCUCAGAGCUCCUGUGAGCUCCCAAGAGCAUCCCAUUAAUGUUUGUAAAGCUGCUUUGAGUCUGUCCCGGAUAUCCUCACUGUCCCUGCGGGGGUUUCCCUACAAAGUCCUGCUCUGGGUCUCUGCUCAACACUAACAUCAGUACAGCAGUCAUGGGUGUGUUAGUGUUAGCUCGGAGAUGUUUUUCCUAAACGUGUACAGCCUAAAAGGUCUUAGUGCCUGACAAUUACCUUGGACUUGAACAGACUGUUGCCUAUGGGAGGACAAUGUUGACAUACUCACAUCAGCCCAAAAAUUAAAUGCAGGUGAUUAUUUUACUCUGUUUCUGCUUAAAACAUACUGAACAUGCAUAUCUCUGCAUACUGAAAUGAUUUUCUUCUCACGGUUUUAUUGGUGGGUGCAGCACACACACACACACACACACACACACACACACACACACACACAUGUUGAAAUGGAAGAUGAACAACACAAGUUCAGUCUCUACAAAUAUGGCAGGGUAGCUCCCAUUUUGCUGUCAUACUGGGUUAUUUCUAUGAGUGUGUGGUGGUGUAUUAGAGUCCAGAUGUUUUUCAAUGAUCAGUGUGCUACAGUAGUGUUCCUAAAACAUGGUUUUCGGGGUCCCUCCGUCUGGUGGUGGUUCUGUAUUCAAGCUCAUCAUAUCGAUAACCUGUAGAUUAGAUAUGCUGUUAAUAUAGGAGUUCACUUUGAAGUAAUGCCUUGAAGAUAUUAUUAUACCAAAUCCAGCAGGGGGAGGGACUUGGGACUUUUUUUAGAAAGGUGGCAGUAUUGUGUGCUGUUUGUGUGGCCUGCAGGUGAACUUGUGGGUGUGAACUGGAACGGUACAGUUUGUAAAAUGAAGUACUAGAUGGCCAUGCUUGAGUAGAAAUAUGUAUUUUAUGCCGGCAAAUUACUGAGAUAAGGCUUUUUAUGGUAGUAAAUCAGAAGAAAAUGUCAUUUUCACACCACCAAACAUUUAUGAUGUAAGAACUGACACCGAAAUAUUCACUAUAAUACAAAAUAUCAGGAAAACAUUCUCUUGGAGGAAAAGUUAGACAUUUUGGGCAAUAUGCUAAUUUGCCUCUUUGCUAAGAAUUAUAUUAAAUGAGAUAAUUGAUACCACUUAGAAAUAUUAAGAAGUGCUGCCAGUACCCAGCUGACCUGCAGAGGCUCAUCAUGAAGAAUGGAAACAUAGUGAAACAGCUCAUCUGGCUCUGUCCAAAGGUAACAAAAUCCACACAACAGCACCUCUAAAGCUCACUAGUUAAGGCAUGUCUUUAAUUGGUUUAGUCUGUAUAAAAAUCGAAGUGUAAAAAUGGCAAAUCACCAUUUUAUAGUGGGUUAUGUUCCAGGCUAUUUCUUGGUCGACACCAGUCACCAGGCAGCCAACUCAAGUUACUGUACCCAAGAAAUACUACGGUGUGUAACCUUUUGUAAAACAGUGUUUUGACAGACAUAAUAAGCUUUAGAGGUGCUAGUGGGUGGAUGUUGUUUAGGGCGCCAUCAAUCUCCUCAUCCAAAUCUCAGAAAGACAACACAUAAUCAUAAUUCCCAAAAUUCUGAACUUUUCCAUUAAAGUGUGUUAGAUACACCAGAGAUCAUAAGAACACUUCAAAUCAUUGCAAGCGAGCAGCUACUGUAUUUCAAAACAUAUGCAACACUUUUGUUCAGUUGGAAUAAACAUAUCAAGACUCCGCGUCUGUCUUGUCAAGCAUGGCCAUUUAGCUUCGAAGGUGAAAUUUCAAUUUCAGUCGAGGAUCGGAUGGAGCAGUUUAUGUGCCAAUUUGAAUCCUAUUUUUGAAACAUAUUUAUUCCUCAGCCGUUGUAAAUUACAUUUUUCCUAUUGAGUCUUAUUUAUGUACAAUUGAUUGAUUCUUCUUGAUGAAACAUCCUCAGUGGAACCUGUCUGUUGCAACAGUCCAUCUCACAUAUCACAGAUUUGCUUGUCUCCCUUUUAUUUUCUUAACACUUCUUAAAGCUGAGUUUUCUGUUGUCUGACUGAGUUUUGAAGAGUCUGUGCAAUUUUGUACAAAGUGAUGUACUUGACAUACUACUUUAUAUUUCUGUGAAUAAAAUGUGA